CAGACCACUGUCUGUCUGUCUUCAGCCGUCUAUGGAAAUGCAAGCUCAACGGAACGGAGCGGAACGGAGUAAGGAGAACCUCAUCGAGGCAGCUGAGUCUGGCAUAGGAUGCUGCGGCUGGGUACUGGUGAUUCUCUCCUACUUGAUGAUAAUCAUCACCUUCCCAAUCUCCAUAUGGAUGUGCAUUAAGAUUGUUCAAGAGUAUGAACGAGCUGUCAUAUUCCGACUUGGACGAAUAGUAUCUGGCAAGGCAAAAGGCCCAGGAAUUUUCUUUGUGCUGCCCUGCACGGACUCGUUUAUUAAAGUUGACAUCCGAACUAUUUCAUUUGACAUUCCUCCUCAAGAGAUUCUCACCAAGGACUCAGUGACCAUCUGUGUUGAUGGAGUCGUUUACUACCGGGUGCAAUCUGCUGUCUCAUCAGUUGCUAAUGUCUCAAUGGCAGAUUUGUCAACGCGCCUGCUGGCACAGACAACCCUAAGAAACGUCCUCGGCACAAAGAACCUCUCUGACAUCUUGUCAGACAGAGAAGAAAUCGCACACAACAUGCAGGUGACCCUUGAUGAAGCAACUGACAACUGGGGAAUUAAAGUUGAACGUGUGGAAAUUAAGGAUGUCAAACUGCCCGUUCAAAUGCAGAGGGCAAUGGCUGCAGAGGCAGAAGCUGCCAGAGAAGCGAAAGCCAAGGUUAUCGCUGCUGAGGGGGAGAUGAAUGCCUCGCGACACCUUAAAGAAGCGUCCUUAGUCAUUGCAGAGUCUCCUUCAGCUCUCCAGCUGCGCUACCUUCAGACUUUAACCACCAUUGCAAGCGAGAAAAAUUCAACCAUUGUUUUCCCCCUGCCAAUUGAUGUUCUACAAUCUUUCAUGCCUGGGAAGAAAUAACUGAGAGAGAGAUCUGUGGAAAAAGUGAAGUGAUGAAUUUGGAUAAUUUUAAUAUUGUAUUGAAAAUAGUUGAGAAACUUCAGUUUUUGAUGACAAUGUGAAUAUUGCUAUAGCUGAGAGAGGUAUGAACUAUAAAGUCUGAACUCAUUCUGUGUUUUGCACACAUACUGUAAAGGCCUUAUGGUGACACGUUGAACAUGCCCUUCCUAAAGUGGUUAGACUUAUUCAGAUUUUUCACAAAACUAUUUUUGGAAGCAACUGCAUGUCUAUUCACUUGUGGUUUCUACAUUUGUAUUUUUCUUUUACAUGACAGCAUCCAUUUUGUAAA
Molecule: messenger RNA, 1208 nt
Organism: Polypterus senegalus (gray bichir)
Lineage: Eukaryota; Metazoa; Chordata; Cladistia; Polypteriformes; Polypteridae
Product: stomatin-like
Exons: 7
Coding region: 32-880 (282 amino acids)
Cellular component (GO): plasma membrane
Source: RefSeq, a predicted model, not a curated record